Molecule: messenger RNA, 1008 nt
Organism: Didymodactylos carnosus
Lineage: Eukaryota; Metazoa; Rotifera; Eurotatoria; Philodinida; Philodinidae
Source: the annotation of a GenBank genome assembly
ACCAAACGGAGGAGCAGCCUUGAUUACGCCGCAGCCGUAGGUAGUCAUGUAAAGAAAAGUUUGAAUCAGAGCAGCAAAUUUACGUUUACUUUGUUCCAGGAAGUUGAAAGUACCUUUAGUUUCCAUUAUAUCUGGUUUACUCUCUAAUUAAUUACUAACGUGGCCUCUGUAUAGCAGAUUGAUUUACUUUGCAACCAGCUUGGGAUGCAACCAUCCCAAGCUACGGCUCGCUGAUCGGCAGCGAACAUGUUCAGUAGCGAACCGUUCGGUGAACGAACAUGUUCGGUAACAAACCGUUUGGUGACCAAACAUGUUCGGUUGCGAACCGUUCGGUCACCGAACUAUCGGUUUGGUGCAUGCCUAGUCAGAAAUAAACGUGGUUUACAGCGUCUUCGUAUAGCUUGUGAACGUGCCAAAUGUACACUUCACCUAGCAGUCAAGCAUCAGUUGAAAUUGAUUCUUUCAAUGAAGGAAUUGAUUUUAAUUUAAUUGUGACCCGUGUCAGAUUUGGAGAAUUAUGUGCUGAUCUAUUUGAUUCAAUACUGUAACCACUUGAGAAAGCGUUAAAGGAUGCAGAUAUUUCAAAAAGAAUAUUGCAAUGAAGUUUUACUUGGUAAGUAGUAGUUUAAAAUUGAGUUUCGCUAAAGAGUUAAAGAUCAAGGCAAAAAGAAAAUACUGUCUAGUUUCUGAAAGUUUCGAAAUUCGACAACAAGAAUGUCUGCUCCAUGUUCCUUUUUCUUUUUCUCUCGCUGUUUCUAGUUGGCGGUUCAACACGUAUUCCAAAAGUACAAAAAAAAAUUUUCUUUUAAUUACUCGACAAAGUUUUACUUCGAUUGAAAACCGUUUACUCUUUCCCUUGCUUUAUCUACUGCAGUUCCUCUAACUAAUGUUUGAAUUUUCUUUUAUUUCCUAUUACUCAUUUAGGGUAUUGAAACAGCUGGCGGUGUCAUGACAGCAUUAAUUAAACGUAAUGAAAAAAUUCCAGCAUUCACAACCUAUUUUGAUUAA